Molecule: messenger RNA, 4562 nt
Organism: Anastrepha ludens (Mexican fruit fly)
Lineage: Eukaryota; Metazoa; Arthropoda; Insecta; Diptera; Tephritidae
Exons: 6
Coding region: 326-4228 (1300 amino acids)
Biological process (GO): regulation of transcription by RNA polymerase II
Cellular component (GO): nucleus
Molecular function (GO): protein dimerization activity
Source: RefSeq, a predicted model, not a curated record
GAGUAGGUCAGUUAGGUAUGAAGAGCGCAAAGCUUAACUUAGUAGAAAUUAGUGUGUACAAAUAAACUCGAAUUGAGCGAGUAGUGGAGAAAAUAAUAAUUUAAUAUUCGACAAUCUUUAAGCUAGGAGGAAUUUAUACUUAUAUGUGGAAUCGAUAAUUUUCAGAAAAAAACUUCGCGGUGGUUGAAGCGCAAAUUUCGUUCAUCUAAAUUAGUAAAAGUUCUCUAAUACACCUCAUCUACAACUACAAUUACGAUAUUAAAGGGCUCAUUUCCGCAGAUGCAUCAUCGGCUUUUUAACAGUAGAGAAAUUUAACAGAGCCGAGAUGAGUACUGAUCAGGCUUCAACGAGCCAGGCACCUAAGAGCGGCACAACUAUACAAGUCAUUGCGGAGAAGCUCUCAGCUAAUGUUUAUCAGAUGGUUUCGAAUAAAAAUGAGAGCACAUCACAAAGCAGUAUAUGGCAAAUUUUUGCGAAAAUCAAAACUGACACUGGAAUGUUUAUUGAAAACUUUGUUGUAUGUAGUAAAUGUAGUAAAAUAUUUGUAUUCACCGACAACAUUUGGAAGUUGCUCAAACAUAAGUGUUAUGUCACUAUGAAACUCGAAAAGACACAUCAAAUUUGGACUAGUAUUGAACUCAAAAUGAAGGAGAAUUUAGAACGCAUAUGUUUGCAAUGGACAAUUGACAAUUGUCGACCAAUUGAUACGAUCGAAGACUCCUGGACACAAAAACUUGAUGCAUAUUUAAGAAAUAUUGGUACGAGAUUUGGACAACAUGUAAAUAUGGAAGACAUAUUGCCUGAAACGGUAUCAAUAUCGCAAUAUGUGCAGAAAUUAUACGCAAACUAUUUUGAAGAAGUGAAGACUGAAUUGAAGUGGAUGCAAAGAAUCGGUUAUGGCUUAACUAUUGAUGUUUGGAGCGCGGAUCAGUUAGAUAAAUCAUAUGUUUUCCUAGCGAUUCACUACAUAAAAAAUGAGAAAUUAGAAAAUCGCUUUUUGGGAAUGCAUAGGAUUCAAAGUGCUAUUUAUACAAGUGACGACAUUAAAUCCGCAGCUGAAGAAAUCUUGAAAAAAUUUGAUUGCGCACUUGACGACAAGGCUAUUAUUGUCACUGACAAGGGCGAAAUCAUGAUGGAAGCCUUUAAGUCGAACAAUCGAAUUUACUGCCUAAACUAUCUACUACAAAGCGCGAUGGAUGAGGCCAUAUUUAGAACUCCCGAAAUCGGAGAACUGUUGGAGACGUGUACAAAACUUUACAAUUUCUUAACAAGUGUUAGUGAUUUAUUUACCAUCUCCGAUCAAUUUGUUUCCCAACGAUGGGAGACAGAUUUCCGUAUUCUUUCUUCACUAGCCGAUUACUGGAAUGAAGCACUUGAAAUAAGUAAGGGACACGAGGGCGAAGAGUCACGCAUAAUUGAAAAUCUAAACUUGCAAAACAUUAUUGGAUUACUAAAAAUUUAUAACGUUUACGAGUUGCCAACUAAAGACCUGGAUUGUGGUUACAUUCCGACGAUUCAUUUGGCAGUAAUUCAUGUAAAAGUCUUAGAGCGGCUUUAUGCCAAUACCUUAAAUAAUUCGGAUAUAAUAAAGAAAUUUAAAGAAAAUUUGCUAGAGGUCUUGGGAACAUUUUUUCUGAGCAAUAUGACAAUACACCACAAAAUCGCUUUGUAUCUAUUCCCUGCUCUCAGAGAACUAAUUAUGCUCAGUCCAAACGAUAAAGAGUUGGUACGAGCUGAAUGCAAACGGAUUAUGCAAAGAUAUGUAGACGAAGAACCUUCCGUAGCAAGUUUGGUAUACGCAACACUGCAAGCCGAACAUGAACAGUUGAUAUUAGGAUUCCUAAAUAUGCUCACUGUAAGAGAUAUUCAAGAAACAAAUUUAGUUGAUCCUGCAGCUUUUGCCGAUUUUGUGAUACCAUACGAAGGGAUGGAUAAUGCCGAGGAAAAGAUAAAUAACGAAAUACGAGCGUAUGAGGACACCAAUGUCACAGAUCAUGAUAGUUUCAAUCCACUUAAUUGGUGGGAUGUGUAUAAGCCACAAUUUCCCUUAUUGUACAGAAUCUGUUGCAAAAUAUUCGCAGUCCCAGCUACGGCUGAAGCUUGCAAAGCCAUAAUAGAGAAAGCAAUACCCCUAAUUUUUAAAUGUGAAAGCAGAGACGAUGAUCUCCAUCCAACAUUUGUGAAUGAUGUGCUGUUCUUGCAUUUUAAUGUAGAAAAAAGCAAAUUGUUUUAUAAAAUAAUGGAGGAAAACUUUGAAAAAUUUGUGAAUAUUGUGAAUCAGGCUUCAACGAGCCAGGCACCUAAGAGCGGCACAACUAUACAAGUCAUUGCGGAGAAGCUCUCAGCUAAUGUUUAUCAGAUGGUUUCGAAUAAAAAUGAGAGCACAUCACAAAGCAGUAUAUGGCAAAUUUUUGCGAAAAUCAAAACUGACACUGGAAUGUUUAUUGAAAACUUUGUUGUAUGUAGUAAAUGUAGUAAAAUAUUUGUAUUCACCGACAACAUUUGGAAGUUGCUCAAACAUAAGUGUUAUGUCACUAUGAAACUCGAAAAGACACAUCAAAUUUGGACUAGUAUUGAACUCAAAAUGAAGGAGAAUUUAGAACGCAUAUGUUUGCAAUGGACAAUUGACAAUUGUCGACCAAUUGAUACGAUCGAAGACUCCUGGACACAACAACUUGCUGCAUAUUUAAGAAAUAUUGGUACGAGAUUUGGACAACAUGUAAAUAUGGAAGACAUAUUGCCUGAAACGGUAUCAAUAUCGGAAUAUGUGCAGAAAUUAUACGCAAACUAUUUUGAAGAAGUGAAGACUGAAUUGAAGUGGAUGCAAAGAAUCGGUUAUGGCUUAACUAUUGAUGUUUGGAGCGCGGAUCAGUUAGAUAAAUCAUAUGUUUUCCUAGCGAUUCACUACAUAAAAAAUGAGAAAUUAGAAAAUCGCUUUUUGGGAAUGCAUAGGAUUCAAAGUGCUAUUUAUACAAGUGACGACAUUAAAUCCGCAGCUGAAGAAAUCUUGAAAAAAUUUGAUUGCGCACUUGACGACAAGGCUAUUAUUGUCACUGACAAGGGCGAAAUCAUGAUGGAAGCCUUUAAGUCGAACAAUCGAAUUUACUGCCUAAACUAUCUACUACAAAGCGCGAUGGAUGAGGCCAUAUUUAGAACUCCCGAAAUCGGAGAACUGUUGGAGACGUGUAGAAAACUUUACAAUUUCUUAACAAGUGUUAGUGAUUUAUUUACCAUCUCCGAUCAAUUUAUUUCCCAACGAUGGGAGACAGAUUUCCGUAUUCUUUCUUCACUAGCCGAUUACUGGAAUGAAGCACUUGAAAUAAGUAAGGGACACGAGGGCGAAGAGUCACGCAUAAUUGAAAAUCUAAACUUGCAAAACAUUAUUGGAUUACUAAAAAUUUAUAACAUCUACGAGUUGCCAACUAAAGACCUGGAUUGUGAUUACAUUCCGUCGAUUCAUUUGGCAGUAAUUCAUGUAAAACUCUUAGAGCGGCUUUAUGCCAAUACCUUAAAUAAUUCGGAUAUAAUAAAGAAAUUUAAAGAAAAUUUGCUAGAGGUCUUGGGAACAUUUUUUCUGAGCAAUAUGACAAUACACCACAAAAUCGCUUUGUAUCUAUUCCCUGCUCUCAGAGAACUAAUUAUGCUCAGUCCAAACGAUAAAGAGUUGGUACGAGCUGAAUGCAAACGGAUUAUGCAAAGAUAUGUAGACGAAGAACCUUCCGUAGCAAGUUUGGUAUACGCAACACUGCAAGCCGAACAUGAACAGUUAAUACUAGGAUUCCUAAAUAUGCUGACUGUAAGAGAUAUUCAAGAAACAAAUUUAGUUGAUCCUGCAGCUUUUGCCGAUUUUGUGAUACCAUACGAAGGGAUGGAUAAUGCCGAGGAAAAGAUAAAUAACGAAAUACGAGCGUAUGAGGACACCAAUGUCACAGAUCAUGAUAGUUUCAAUCCACUUAAUUGGUGGGAUGUGUAUAAGCCACAAUUUCCCUUAUUGUACAGAAUCUGUUGCAAAAUAUUCGCAGUCCCAGCUACGGCUGAAGCUUGCAAAGCCAUAAUAGAGAAAGCAAUACCCCUAAUUUUUAAAUGUGAAAGCAGAGACGAUGAUCUCCAUCCAACAUUUGUGAAUGAUGUGCUGUUCUUGCAUUUUAAUGUAGAAAAAAGCAAAUUGUUUUAUAAAAUAAUGGGGGAAAACUUUGAAAAAUUUGUGAAUAUUGUAGAAAACACGUAAUACUGUGAUAUAUGAUGAUAAAAAAUAAGUUCUUUAUAAACAAAUAUCUGCCGAAAAUCCACUUAAAACUGUAGAUCCCUCCAUUUGUGGAACAACAUUAAGACGCCACAAAUAGGAGAGGAAGCUCGUCCAAACACCUAACCAAUUAUUUAUUUAUUUAUUUUUUCUAUUUAUUUAUUUUAAUGGCAACAAACCGCACAUUUAUGUAUUUAUAUAAGUAUUUAUUUAAGACUUUAUUUAAGAAAAAUGUUUUGCACCUUUACUGACAAUCAGAAAGAACAAAAAUAAUAAAUUGUUUGUAUGCUCAGAUUUUUGUAAAAUACUUUGAAUUGCG